CGCGCCAUCUUGUAGGUUACGUUGGGAGGCGUUUCAGCACAGCCUUCCCGGACACGCCACAAUUGGACAUACAAAUUGUUAGCAAACGACGAAAUAUACUGAUGCUGUGAUAUUUCUAUCCACGGUCGCCCAUCUAUAUCACCUGCGACUCCAUCCACGUUUGAGAAGAAAGGGUUAAAUUCCGCAUUUGCUCGACAUCAUUCAUCAACUGUCCAGUUUCCAACAAAAUGAUAACCAGGAGAAGAGGCAAUUGCAGCACUGCGCUAAAGUCCCUGGACGUUGAAGUGACUGGUGCAGUGAAAACAAUAGAAGCUCACCCAAGUCUCCCGGAGGAAUUUCAAACUGAUGGCUUCGACAGUAUGGGAAUGGAGUUGGAUGACUUUUUCAGAGUCGAAGACUUAGAAUGGACUAAUGAUAGAGAGAGAAGCUCACCAUUCUUUGACAUGGAGCUUGGCGAGCUUUACAGCAGCAAGAAUCAAGAUUCUGGUGCUGAAGUCACAACUGCCUCCUCCCCAGAGAGUGGGUCAUCCUCCACGAAGAUCAGAAAUAAGCAGCGGCAAGCAAGCCAAGUGAUUAACAAAAAUGCAAUCGCUGCGAGGUUGAAUCGUCUCAAAAAGAAAGAAUAUGUUAACAGCCUUGAAAAGAAAGUGGACAUGGUGUCCAAGGAAAAUAACACACUCAAAACCGAAAACUCUCAACUGAUCAAACGAGUGGAAGAAUUGGAAGAUGAGACCAGGUACCUGCGAGCUGUGCUGGCCAAUGAGAGCAUGUUAGCUCAGCUGUUGUCACGGCUGAGCGGUGUGAAUGGCAUGAAAUUAUCCUCCUCGCUUUUCCAGGGCGCCGACUCAAACGAGCACGACUACUCAUUGCCACGGAAACGUGUGAAAGUGGAGGAGAAAGAGACAUCUGGUGGCGUGUGCCUCCACGUGGACAAGAACUAUGUCUCAGUGGAGUUCUGCACUAAGUGUGCAGCGAGUGCAAGCGCAUCACUUAAAAUUUUCUUCUAGGUAAAGGUUGCGCUUCCGUGAUGGAUGAAUGGCUCUCUGAACACCUUAACCUGCUUGACUCCAUGUGGAUUCUGCUGGUGGAGGUUGAAGAGACUGGACAAGCUGCUGCCACCAUGGCCCGUUAUUUUUUUGUUUUGAUUUUUUAAGGUAGUAUCGGUAACAAUGGUAUAUGUCAUUCUCUUUGCCUAUUUGCCACACCUUUUCUAGUCAAGAGUUUCUUUACUGUUUUUUUGCGAGCUCAAUUCAACUGCACUAUCACGUUUUUGAUUUCUGUUGUGGUCAUUGAAAUAUUACAUCCAGAAUCAC
This is a messenger RNA of Hippocampus comes (tiger tail seahorse), 1313 nucleotides long. RefSeq names its product CREB/ATF bZIP transcription factor (gene crebzf). The record is from RefSeq and is a predicted model, not a curated record. Gene Ontology annotation, biological process: regulation of DNA-templated transcription. Bases 228 to 1007 code for a protein of 259 amino acids. Gene Ontology annotation, molecular function: DNA-binding transcription factor activity. The transcript has 4 exons. Lineage: Eukaryota; Metazoa; Chordata; Actinopteri; Syngnathiformes; Syngnathidae.